CGCGCAGACGCAGUUGCGCGCCGGCGGGUGUUCAGACCGGAUGUGGUUACUGCUGAGGUCACUUCCGGCGGGUGACGGUGCGGACGGGUCAGAAGCGUAGAGGCGGCUGCAAAAUGGCGGCGCCUGAGGAGCGGGAUCUAACCCAGGAGCAGACAGAGAAGCUGCUGCAGUUUCAGGAUCUGACUGGCAUAGAAUCUAUGGAUCAAUGUCGCCAUACCUUGGAACAGCAUAACUGGAACAUAGAGGCUGCUGUACAGGACAGAUUGAAUGAGCAAGAGGGUGUACCAAGUGUUUUCAACCCACCACCAUCCCGACCCUUGCAAGUUAAUACAGCUGACCACAGGAUCUACAGCUAUGUUGUUUCAAGACCACAACCAAGGGGGCUGCUUGGAUGGGGUUAUUACUUGAUAAUGCUUCCAUUCCGGUUUACCUAUUAUACAAUACUUGAUAUAUUUAGGUUUGCUCUUCGUUUUAUACGGCCUGACCCUCGCAGCCGGGUCACUGACCCCGUUGGGGACAUUGUUUCAUUUAUGCACUCUUUUGAAGAGAAAUAUGGGAGGGCACACCCUGUCUUCUACCAGGGAACGUACAGCCAGGCGCUUAAUGAUGCCAAACGGGAGCUUCGCUUUCUUUUGGUUUAUCUUCAUGGAGAUGAUCACCAGGACUCUGAUGAGUUCUGUCGCACCACACUCUGUGCUCCUGAAGUUAUUUCACUACUAAACACUAGGAUGCUCUUCUGGGCAUGCUCCACAAACAAACCUGAGGGAUACAGGGUCUCGCAGGCUUUAAGAGAAAACACCUAUCCAUUCCUGGCCAUGAUUAUGUUGAAGGAUCGGAGAAUGACUGUGGUAGGACGGCUAGAAGGCCUCAUUCAGCCUGAUGACCUCAUUAACCAGCUGACAUUUAUCAUGGAUGCAAACCAGACUUACCUGGUGUCAGAACGCCUAGAGAGGGAAGAACGAAACCAGACCCAAGUGCUGAGACAACAACAGGAUGAGGCCUACCUGGCCUCUCUCCGGGCUGACCAGGAGAAAGAGAGAAAGAAGCGGGAGGAGCGGGAGCGGAAGCGGCGGAAGGAGGAAGAGGUGCAGCAGCAGAAGUUGGCAGAGGAGAGACGGCGGCGGAAUUUACAAGAGGAGAAGGAAAGGAAGUUGGAGUGCCUGCCCCCGGAGCCUUCCCCUGAUGACCCUGAAAGUGUCAAAAUCAUUUUCAAAUUACCCAAUGAUUCUCGAGUAGAAAGACGAUUCCACUUUUCACAGUCUCUAACAGUAAUCCAUGACUUCUUAUUCUCCUUGAAAGAAAGCCCUGAAAAGUUUCAGAUUGAAGCCAAUUUUCCCCGGAGGGUGCUGCCCUGCACCCCUUCAGAGGAGUGGCCCAACCCCCCCACGCUGCAGGAGGCCGGACUCAGCCACACAGAAGUUCUCUUUGUUCAGGACCUAACAGACGAAUGACACUUUUUCUUCCUCUCCUUUUCCACCCCAAUCCCUAAAAGAAAUGGAAAAAAACAAAACAAAAAAAUAAGAGAGAGAAAUUCAUAUUAUUAUUAUUAUAAUACAAUAUUUUUUUUAAAAGACUGCUGCAUCCUACGGAAGGAUCAGAAACCAUGCUGCCUGCAAAAGUCACCACCUGUGUGUGCACUCGAGGUUAGCAGUGAACGUUCCUGCUGGCAAACCCAACCUUCCCUACUGCCUCUGCACCACACACCUUCCAAUGAAAUGAGACUCUUCACCUCCAACCCAGCCAUUGUCCUAACUGGGGAAGGGAACAUUCCCACUAGAUCUCAUUCAUUCUUGCUUUUAUGGAAAAUAAAAGUGAAAAAACCUCCAACAACCAGCUACUGCAGCAUCUCCUGAGGACUUGCUUCUUCCACCUCUGGAGAAGAGAGGGAAGGGAAGGCACAGAGCAGAAAUGUUCCUUGAACUUCCCACAAUUUAUGAAUAACUUUAAAUUUUUGUUGUUGCUUUGUAAUGACCAAAGGAAUGAGGCUGACAUAGGUGUAUUUUUUUUUUCCUUAACAUCAUUUGAUAAAGAGCCAUUUCUUAAACCCAUGAGUUCUUGCCCUGGGCUCCUUAGCCCACAAGAGUGUAAUAAAGGUGUCCCAGGCUGGUUUGUGCUUAUUUCUGCCAUUGUCCCUCUCAUGUUCCCAGAGGUUCUUUUUGGUCCUACUCUUGCUGUCCUUUCUUGCCACCUUUGCACCCCACUUGGUACAAUAGGAGGAAAUCUGGGUUUGUAGCCCUACAAAGGCUGUAUAUGUACAGAUACACCCAUAUACAUGGUAUGAACUCUGUGUAGACUAACCUAUACGUACAACUGCAGCUUUUCCUUGGAAUCUGGACCAGGUGGUCAUUAUGGGAUCUGAACAAAGGAUAUGUGUUCUGACAUGUGCAUGCUAUUCCUGCCCAGCCCUGAGCUUUUCUGAAUUGCCAAGCUUGGUGCCUUUCCAGAGGACUAGCAGGGUCUGUGGUGGAACCAGCAGAACCAUGUGAGAGUACCCCGCCUGUCUCACUGGGAAUGUGGUGGUGGUGGUGGUGUUUUAAGGGUUGAAAGAACCGGAGGCCUUGAAGGGAGCCAAGACAGAACUCAGCCUGUGUAAAGUGUCGGAAGGCACAUUUCAGUUUUUGAUGUAGCCACCUGCUGGGGGCAGUUUUAUCCUCUCCCUCUAUUGCUGUGUUGAAGCAGUAGGGGUUUUUCCCUCUGAUGUCUCAUCUGUGGUUGAGUUUAUGGUCAUGGGUACUGGGGUCAGGCCAUGUAUUCUCAGAUGUCAGCAUGAGCUGACAAGUAUUCCAAAGUGUUCUGUAGUUAGACUUGCAGAUCUUGUAACACUGCAACCUACUGAAGUUACUGAAGUUAUUGCAGUUCCCUAGCGUGCUGUGAGGCCAGGGGUUCAUGUCAACAUAAAGCAUAACUUGCUAGAUUUGCAGCCUCCGAAGGCUUUCUCUUGCUUAGCUAAACCUAAGGACCAUUCUUUUAGGUAGAAGUGAUGUGACUGCUCUUCUCUGCCACCCUUAGUGGUUGGGGUAAACACCAAGGGGUAGGGUGAGGAGUCCCAUGGGAAUCACCUGGGGAGCCUGAGAAUUUCCCACUGACCUUGGCACAGGUGUCUAGGUGUCUACAGCACCAUCUCCAGGAAACUUUAAUUUUGCUCCUGGCUGCCUGUUUUUCUUUCACUUUGUUUCCUGCUGUCCCAAGUCCAGAUGAGUGGGAAAUUGCUUUCCGACUGUUGUCAUAAAAUGUAUCUGGAGUGACUAAGGAUAAACCGUGUUUUCCACGCUACCUUACGUGAAGUCGGCUUCCUGCUGACAACCAUGCAAAGAUGAAUUUUUCCACUGAACUCGGAGCCACCCUCCCUGUCUGGAAUGCAGAGCUGUUUCCCUGCGUAGGAGGGUAUUAAGGACCUUCACCAGCCUGGGUGUACCAAGUAUCUUUUCCACACCUCUUUGGGAAGUUGUAAAUUUUUUUCUUAAUAAUUCAAUCUGCAUCUUACUCUAUGAUGUGCACUUUACGCCUCUUGCCUUUUGAUAACUUGUCCAGUGAAGGAGGUCAGAUGCCAGAGUAUUAUUAAAGUCUAUUCGUGUUGGUACAACUCUUGGGAUGGCCUAUCCAUAUACUUUAGUUUUCAAGAGGCUCCACCUGAAACACAUGCUUCUUCCUAGUGUUGAAACAACGCUGCUUUACUCAGUCCCGGUUCCUGUCUUCAUGCUGACCUAGACCUGCUGCCUAGGUGCCAUCUUCUUUCCUCCAUGAAAGAUGCACAUUUUGUCAACGCCCGUACAAUCUGUAUGUCACUCCCAAGGACCUCUGGGAACUUGAUGGGACCUGCAAGUGAGAAAAUACUGAGAAGCCGGUGAUCUGCAAGCAUUUGUUCUUCUUUCUAAAUCACCUGAUUAUUUCAGCUAUUGUUUCCAAAUGGCAAGUCAUCAACUAAACAAAAAACACUUGUUUCCAGUUUUGUUCUGUACUCCCAAGACUAAAGUUGUAGGUUCAGCUGGAUUUCCAUAGGAAAUGACCAAGCAAAGAUACCUAAUUGAAGUCAGUCGAAUUUCUGCAGCCUCAGUCUUUUCUUUCACUUCUGCAGAAUUUCCUGCAGCAAAUACUUCUUUCUCCUUGCUUGUUUUCACUAUGAUGUUUGGAUAAGAGAUGGCCAAUGGAGAAUAUUUCUUUAAAAAAUAAUAAUAAGCUAAAAAGAACCUAGAAUCUUCAACUGAGCAGUCAUGAAAAUUGCUAAUGGUGCCAAGGCCAAGAAAAAAGUUACAGAAAAUGACUGUGGGAAGGAGUGA
Molecule: messenger RNA, 4277 nt
Organism: Kogia breviceps (pygmy sperm whale)
Lineage: Eukaryota; Metazoa; Chordata; Mammalia; Artiodactyla; Physeteridae
Gene: FAF2
Product: Fas associated factor family member 2
Cellular component (GO): endoplasmic reticulum
Molecular function (GO): ubiquitin binding
Source: RefSeq, a predicted model, not a curated record